Molecule: messenger RNA, 1236 nt
Organism: Aspergillus aculeatinus CBS 121060
Lineage: Eukaryota; Fungi; Ascomycota; Eurotiomycetes; Eurotiales; Aspergillaceae
Product: flavin-containing monooxygenase
Exons: 7
Coding region: 1-1236 (411 amino acids)
Source: RefSeq, a predicted model, not a curated record
AUGCCAGUAUCAUGGGCAGCAAUCCUUCCAAAGUAUGAUAUGAUCCCGGAGUUCCUUUCUCAGUGCGGUACUUUCAUUGAGAAUUUCCUUGUAUACCCCCAAUCACCCCGCCAGCUUGCAGCGAGCAUUGUCAUCAUCGGCGCCGGUUUUUCAGGCACCAACCUCCUUCACAGUCUCCGCAGGCUAGGGAGCAGCUGUCGGAUAGACGAGUCGGGCACCGACCUCGGCGGCGUGUGGCACUGGAAUACUCACCCAGGUUGCCGGGUCGAUACACCGGGCUUCAUCUACCAACUAUCUAUCCCGGAGGUCUCGGAGACACGGGCAUUCACCGAGAAGUAUCUCUCUGCAGACGAGUUAAGGGCGUACUUCUUGCAUACUGUGACUGGGGCCUGGUACGAUGUCAGUGCGGAAGGGAAGAGAAAUUGGAGGAUUGAAACUGGCGACGGACGAGUCACGCGCUUGCAAUUCCUCGUUUCGUGUGUCGGCUUUGCCGCAGAACCAUUUGUCCCCGAGUUUCAGGGCCUUGAGACGUUCAAAGUAGAGGUGUGCCAUUCGGCAUUUUGGCCAAAAGCUGGGAUUGAUGUGAAGGGGAAGAAGGUUGCCUCCUGGGCUAAGCAAGCAGAAUCGCUGGUGGUAUUUCAGCGGACGCCGAACCUGGCUCUCCCCAUGAGGCAGCACACUUUCUCCACCGCGGGGCUUAAUGCGCCUGAGGAGGACGCACGACUCAUCUUCAUGCAGCGAGAAAAGACAUUCAGUGGGUAUCUGGAUAAGCCGAGUCCGCAGGCAACCUUUGACGUCCCAUCGGAGAAACGCGAGGCGCUUUAUGAAGGGUAUAGUCACCUGCUGACGAACGAAAAGGCGAACCGAGAGGCUUAUGACUUUCGGGCGAAGAGGACGCGAGCGAGAAUAACCGACCCUUCAAGGAGAGAUAUCCUGGCCCCUCUCGAGCCGCCACACCCGAUCGGUGCCAAGAGGACAAAUGUGGAGUUGGUUAACGUGCGCGACGCAAGUCACGGCAUUUCGGCUAUCAGGCCCAAGGGGAUAGUCACCGAAGACGGUGGAUUUUAUCCUGUCGACGCAAGUGCCUUUGCGACGGGGCUCAACUGUUUCGCUGGUAAUAACGGCGCCAGCGCAUUCCUGACCAUGACCCGCAAGGGGUAUCCCAAUAUGUUCUUGUGUUAUGCUGUGCAUGGCCCAACAGCACUGAGCAACGGCCCGGCUUCAAUUGAGAUGUAG